This is a messenger RNA of Gigantopelta aegis, 4279 nucleotides long. RefSeq names its product lipoxygenase homology domain-containing protein 1-like. The coding region runs from base 176 to 3001 and encodes 941 amino acids. Gene Ontology annotation, molecular function: protein binding. NCBI's taxonomy places the organism in Eukaryota, Metazoa, Mollusca, Gastropoda, Neomphalida, Peltospiridae. The transcript has 19 exons. The record is from RefSeq and is a predicted model, not a curated record.
UUCGCGAACUGACGGAAAUAUCCGAUCCACAGUUGCCGAAGUGAAAGCGAGGCGGUACUGGGAAACCACUGACAAAUAAAUAAACAAUAUGGCAGCCGCCAUGCAUUUUUCGUAACGUGUACCAAAAAAGAGGUUUUCUUUAAUUAUUGAAUGAACUAACACAUUCAUACUAGUCAUGAGUUACAUGAGUAUUUGGAAGACAAGGCCUCAUUGUUUAGUGGACAAUCGAUUUUCCAGCGAUACGAAGUUAACUUGGGCGGGGCCAAUAAGCACCACUUUAUACGGCGAUGCAUUGCAGCAGCUCUGUCGCCGUACAGAAUAUUCCAAACAGAGGUUACACAAUCAUAUGGGUUACUUGGACCCAUGUUUAGACCAAGGACCAGAUUUCUGGCACGACAAUAAGAAGCGUUCAUCAGCUUAUAAUGUAACUACACCAGAUAAGUCUAAAGUAUCAUGGCACGAACCCAAUGUAAUGUUUUCUUCUGUGCAGUCCCUGAGCACUGCGGCAGAUACAGAAUCUAUAGCUUCGUCAUUAUGUGGUGGUGCCAGCAACUUUUGUUAUUUAUGUUCAACAAUGGAAGAACACGAAAGAAACCAUUUACAUUCUUGUCCUCGAAAAGCAUCUAUGAGAAUGCUGAGAGCUCGGAUUGAGUAUAUAGCACCAAAGCCAAAAGUAAAGAGGAAGAUACUGGAGCCGGCUCUCGUCACCGACGUGUCUUACAAAGUGGUGGUCUGGACAGGAGACAUGGCCGAGGCCGGGACCAAUGCCACUGUGUCUAUUGCAAUAAAAGGAACCAAAGAUUACCUUCCAGACAUAAAACUUAACAAAGGCCAAAAAGCAAAGACGUUUUGCUUUGUCCAGGGGUCGAAAGAGACAUUUUUUGUAAAAGGUCCAGAAUUAGGAGAACUGGAAUAUUUGACAGUUGAGCAUGAUGGUCUACAGAAGCGACACAGCUGGUAUCUGGAGAAGGUCGAGGUGACCAACUUGAAGACAGACCGGACCUGGGUGUUUGUGUGUAAGAACUGGCUGUCUCUCCACAAGGGAGACUAUCGGAAGAAGAGAGAUCUGGAGGCCCAGGAGAAAGAGAGGAAAUUAAGAGGUGGAAUUCGAGAGUAUGACGUGACGGUUGUGACGGGAAAGAAACGCUUUGCUGGGACAGAUGCCAAGGUUUACCUCACCAUCUACGGGACCGAGGGAUCAACCAACAAAAUUCGCCUUGAUGCAACCAACGAAGACCCGUUUGAGAGAGGGAAAACCGACAAAUUCAACAUCAAAGUCAGAGACGUUGGGGAAAUUAAGAAAAUCAAGAUUGAACAUGAUGGAAGUGGAUUGGCUCCAGGAUGGCAUCUAGAUAGGGUUAUCAUCCAAGAUCCUAAAAACCCAAAGAACAUCUAUUACUUCUUGUAUGGAGGAUGGCUGUCCAGAGAUGCGGGGGAUGGCAGGUUGUGGAGGGAGAUCAAGGCAAAGAGGAAAUUACCAAAAGAAGUGACCCGAGGUAUUACGGUGAAGUAUAUAGUGACAGUGAAGACUGGGGAUGUGCGGUUCGGAGGAACAGAUGCCAGCGUCUUCAUUCAGUUCACCGGGUCAAAGGGCACCACAAAAAGGUUGAAGCUGGAUGACUAUCAAAACAAUUUUGAAAGAGGAAAGACAGACAGAUUUGAGCUGGAAGCCCCGACUGUUGGCCCUCUGCAGUCAAUAAUUCUAGGUCACGACAACUUUGGACCAGGUGCUGGAUGGUUUGUUGAAGAAGUCAGUGUAAGAAAAUAUCUGACAAGGGAAGAAGCUAUUGAGAAACUAAAGCAGGCAAAAAAGAAAGCCAAAGUAAAAUCUCGCCGUCAUUCACGAUUAGACAGUGACGAGGAAGAAGACUGGAUUGACGUGGAUCGCGACGUUCUGCCCCGGUACGAGGAUUACAACAUCACCUGUCAGUGCUGGAUCGCCAAGGACGAGGAGGAAGGUUUAACAUUUAAAGAGUUCCCAGUCAAGGGAAGCGACUCUGAUGUUCAUGAUGGUACCAAAUGUAAAUACGAGGUGACUGUACACACUGGCGAUGUGGUGUUUGCUGGAACAGACGCGAACGUCUUCAUCCAGUUUGUGGGGACGAAUGGUACUUCACCCAAACAUGUCAUGGACAAUGAUGCCAACAAUUUUGAAAGAAACAUGACAGAAACAUUUACGUUUCUUGAUCGAAAUGUCGGGGAUCUGAAGUCGAUAGUGAUUGGCCAUGAUAACACUGGGGCGGGACCUGGCUGGUAUCUAGAAGAUGUAACAGUUAAGAAGUAUCUAACAGAGGAAGAAGUACUAGAGAGACUCAACCAGCUGAAGAAGCUAAGUGGUGCGAAGAAGAGCAAAGUGAAAGACGUAUUUGACAAAGAUGGCCACCUCCUGCAGGUUCCGGUCUGUGACGAGUAUUACUUCACCCACCAGAACUGGCUUCAGGACGAGAUCAUCUCCAGGGAGCUGGAGUUCCAGAGAAGGGAGACAAUCUACCGAGAGAAGGGGAGACAAAAGAGUGACACGAGGAAAUUCAGUACAGGUUCAUCAGCGUCCUCUGAUCUCGGAAACCCUGUCCGUUACCUCGUGUAUGUUACAACUAGCGAUGUUCCUCUAGCAGCCACUGAUGCUAAUGUCUUCAUACAGUUCGUUGGACUGAAAGGGAGGACAGACAAGAUUCCAUUGAAAGAUGGCACAAAUAAUUUCAAGAGAGGGAAAACGGACAUUUUUGAGAUUGAAGCUCCAAAUGUUGGCCGUUUGGAGAAAAUUGUUAUUGGUCAUGACAACUCUGGAAUUGGUGCAGGAUGGCACCUAAAUAAUGUUCAAGUGAAGAAGUACCUGUCACCGGAAGAGACCACAGAGAGAUUACAAGAUCUGAAGCGAGACCGGCGAGCGAGCGUGGGCCGUGUCUCACAGACAGAGGAGUAUGAGUUCAAGUGUGACCGGUGGCUCGCCAAAGAUCAAGACGACGGUUCAAUAGUCAGAGAACUCAUCGCAGAGCGCUAGUAGAACUAGUUACAGAACAGUCCCACAGCGUUAUUUGAACAAAACCCAGAAUAGUCACACAACACUAGCUGAAUUAGUUCUGGAACAGUUAUGCAACUCCAGUUUGUCUAGUUCCAGAAUAGUCACACAAUGGUAGUAGACCUAGUUCCAGAACACACUAAUUGACCUAGUUCUGGAACUUGUCACACCCUAAUUGACCUAGUUCUGGAACUUGUCACACAUUAGUUGACCUAGUUCUGGACAUGUUAUAGUUGCAGAACUGAAACAACACUAAUUGACCUAGUUAUGGAUCAUGUCACACAAUACUAACAGUCAUAGAUACAGAACUGUCACACAACACUAAUUGACUUAGUUCUGGAAUUGGUCUCACAAUACUAACUGUCAUAGAUACAGAACUGUCACACAACACUAAUUGACUUAGUUCUGGAACUGGUCACACAAUACUAACUGUCAUAGAUACAGAACUGAAACAUAACACUAAUUGACUUAAUUCUGGAACUGGUCACACACUACUAACUGUCAUAGAUACAGAACUGUCACACAACACUAGUUAACCUAGUUAUGGAACUGGUCACACAAUGCUAACUGUCAUAGAUACAAAACUGUCACAACACUACUUGACCUAGUUCUGGAACUGGUCACACAAUGCUAACUGUCAUAGAUACAAAACUGUCACAACACUACUUGACCUAGUUCUGGAACUGGUCACAAAAUGAUAAUUGACAUAGAUACAGAACUCGUCACACAACACUAGUUGACCUAGUUCUGGACUUGUCACACAUGUUGACCUAGCUAUAGAACUUGUGGAACACUAGCUGACCUAAUUGUAGAACUUGUUACAUAACACUGUUUUGUGCUAAGUUUUGAAACUUGUCACACAGUAGUAGUUGACCUAGAUACAGAAUUCAUCAAACCACACUAGUUGACCAAGUCUAUAAAUGCCUGGUACAACUCUAGUUGACAAUUUGAAAUUCUGUGAUAUUGGAUCUCUUCUUUACAUUAAUACUGGUUCUACACCAUACUUUAGAAUUUGUAAGAUCAAUUACAUAGUAUAUAAUUUUAUUAUCCAUUAAAGGCUGGCACUAUAAUUUGCGAUAUCUCCUGUGAUAUUCUCCUAUGAGAUAUCGCUUCUUUUUGUUACGUCACUGUGUAUGUUUCAACGCUAAACCUAUCAGUGACAUCACGCCACUGUCAAUCUGCUAGUUAACGAGACUACUGCUGCCAAAUAUAGUGACAUUCAACUCACAUUACUGACAUUGUUUACAAUUGUCGCAAAUG